AAUGGGUUUAUUGGGAACGAUAUCUGCCGGGUAUGAAAUGUGAAAAUAACCAAACAUUGAGGAGUAGUGGGCGCCCCUCGACCAAAACAAACAUGGCGUCACUUUGUGUGGAAGAGACAAUGUUUUGAUGCGUGUCCUUGACCCACCACAGCGUCCACACAACACCCACCCACUAUAAGAGUUGAGAGCGUGGUAUGAGCCGGCCCCACUGGGAGGACAAAGGGGAGCUUGAUUGUUUGAAGGACCAGCCAAGGCGAUGGGGUGGCCGCUGCACCUCACAGAUGGAGUGGAGUGUCAACAGUGAGGCUGGCCCCCGCCCUCCAGGGCCACCCCCUCCUCCCCGCCAGAGGGCCACACCUUCCCCCAUUGAUUAUCGCAGUGAGAGUCGCCGCCGACAUGACAACCAGGAUGCCAAUGUGGCCCAGGGGGGUGCCGGCCCCACCCAUGAGCCCCGGCCGUCCCUCCUGGGGCCUCCACCUCCCUUCACAGGGACGUGGCCUCUUAUGCCUCCCCCAGGUGUGUUCACUGAUGCUGACCGGCCCCCACACGCCAUGCCUGACUACCCUCAGCACCGGUGGAGCCAGGCCCACCCUGGCUUCUUUCAGACAACUCGGGGCCAGUAUGCGUUUGACAUGAAGUGGUGGACGCAGCAGAAGCAGUCCAUGGAUGCGUACCUGGGUGGACCCAGCUGGGGCGACAAUGGCAAAAGUACCCAUCCAGACCCAGACAUGCCCCAGUGGUCCUUUGGCACCCGCGUCAUGAAGACCUCCCGCCGCCACUACCACAGCCGGCCAGGUUAUGGGGGUCCACGGGGUAUGGAGCCCGGGGCCUUCGAGGACGCCAGCCACCACCAUCAGCGGUCCUCUGGGGCGACAGCACACCCGGGCAGCAGGGGAGGACGGCUGGGGGCGCGCAGCAGCCACCACCUUGACUUCCAACCCCGCCACGAUCCCAGCCACAGCCCCACUGACCCCCGCCGCCAUCCCCACCCCUCCAGCCACCUGCAGCUUGUCCGGGGUCGGGAGAGCUCCCUGGACUUCAGGAAGAAGAGCUCUAUGGAGAGGAGCGAGCAGCGUCGGAGCAGCUCCAACCCCCCUGACCAGGGGCCUGAGGGAACAAAGUGGGGCAAGAAGCGAGGCAAGAAGGGGAAAGGGGGACAAUGGGAUGUACCUGGUAGCUUUAAGUCUCACAGUUCACCUAGCAAGAGUAUACGACCUCUUAGUACAAAUGGGGCGUUGGGGCUGGGGCGGGGUGGGCCCAGCUGGCCCACACACAAGGACAAGAAGGCCAAGCGGGAGAAGGCCAGUGCUAGCUAUGCCGAGGCUGCGAAGAAGAAGGCACUGGCGGCAGCUGCUAGCAAGUUGCGCCGCACCUUCCUGGCGGCCAAGAAGAAGAGCACCGGUGGGGAGAACUCCUUGCUGGACGACAGCGAGGAGAAUGAGGGCCCCGGCCGCAGCCCCACCGAUGACAACAAUGCCCAGGAUCUGACCAUGCCUCGCCGCCAUCCCAGCUGCCUUGAGUUUGACAUUGACAUCCGCUUCAGUGCCAAGGAGUGGGCAUCGGUGGGACGGGGCCAGGGCGGUGCACCGGGGAUGCUAGUCAACCCCCAGGGCUCCUCUGUGCCUGGAAAGCACCUACAUAAAGGAGACAACCUAAGGGAGGAGCAGGAGGACUCUGGCACCUAUUCUGAUACAGAUGUGGGCCGCACUGACUCCCACUGGUCUCCUCCUCCUGGCUCGGACCAGCCCUCCUCCUCCUCCUCCUCCACUCGGCGGAGACACCUCUCGGAGAGCUCGGGAGUUAUUGACCUCCGGAAGAAUCCCCCCAGCAGGGGCUCUGCUUCACGCCCUGCCAGCGUUCGCACCAGGUCGUGCUCCAUGAGUCUAGUGGAGGGUGGGGCUGGCCCCAGCAGGUCAGGAGAGUCCCAGCCAUCCAGAAUCAAGCUUCACCUCAUGCCCAAGUUGAGACGGCUCAUGCUAAAGCAACUCCUCAGCAUGGACAAAAAGUCCCUCCAGGAGUUGGUAGAUGACCCUCGGUCCCGCAAGGCCCAGUUCAUGAUGACCCAUCUCAUGUCGGAGCACCGGGCGGCCCUUUCCCAGCGCCUGGCCCAGCAGCGCUUCAAGACGCCUGACGCGCUGCCUGACGAUGAGCUGCAGCUGCUCAACAGUCUGGAGGGCGCCCAUCUCAGCUCCCUGCCGCCAGAGGUGGUGCAGCAGGUUCGAGAAAUCUUAGCGCUGGAGCAAGAAGGAGCAGAGGGAGGAUGGGAGGCAGCAACCAUCUCCCUCAGUGAUUUGCUCCUCCACGGGAGUGAUUCAGAUGCAGACUGCCAGAUCAUCUCCCCACCCCCGCGGGACCCCACCUCCACCAUCACCAUCCAUGACACUGACUCCGAGAUGGAGGAGCUGCCUGAGGAGGACGACGAUGAAGAUGAAGAGGAUGAAGAAGAUGAGGAAGGAGAGAGUGAGCAUGAAACGGAAGAGCAUGUCAACCUGGUUGAAAAUGAUGACAGUGAAAUGGAAGAGGUAGAAGAUGAUGAUGAUGAUGAAGAUGACUUUGAGGAGGAAGAUGAAGUAAGGAAACAACAGCAGCAGCAGCAGCAGCAACAACAACAGCAGCAGUCUCAAGAAGACCAAAUAGCACCACCAACACUUGCAAGCAGUAGCAGCAACAGCAGCUGUAGUAACAGUAGCAACAACAAUACCAUUAACAAUGCUGACAACAGCACUGCCACCUCCACUGCCAUCACAACCACCACCCCCACCACCACCACCACCAACAACAACAACAACAACAACACCAAUAGUAACAGCAGCACCAGCGAGGCUGAUGGAACAGAUGGUGUUGUGAGCAAGAUGGAGGUGCCUGCCACUCCUCCUCCAGUGACUGCUGUCUCAAAGCCCACUCCUGAGGCUCCUCCCCUCCCCAUGCUGCCUCAGAUCCCAGUGGAGGUGCCUAUGUGUGUGAUGGAGCCUCUGGCUGGUGCUGCUGGCAGGGAACUCAGCAGCCAGGUGCGAGAGGCUACCAUGAACCUGAUGGGCAGCCCACCAUCAGCGUUGACCAGCCAGAGACCAGCAGCAGAGAUAGCCCCUGUACCAGGCCCCAGCUCCCUCCUCCUCAAGGUUAAAGAAGAGAGGCCAUCACCUGUCAGUGAGUGUGGCCUGUGUAUGCAUCACCCACGCACACCUCACACCUCAGAGUGUGUGUUCCCUUAUGGUCUGGCUCCACCUUCCCCUGUGGCCCUCAUGCCAGGUCCACCCCGCCCGCUGGGAGCCACCCCGCCCCAGCGUCCCGUGCCACACAUCCCACCACAGCCACCACUGUCAGCCUCACUCUACCAGCGUUCCAUCAAGCAGGAGAAACUUGAUGAGUCUUACCUCAAGUAUGAGCAUGUGAAGCGGCCGUCCUCGGAGGAGCGACCUAAGAAUCCCGCCCCCCCUGAUGCCUUGCCCACCUUGCACCCGGCUGCUGCCCCCGGCCUGCAUCCAGCACCACAGCCCCGGCCACUCAUCUUUUCUCCGGAGAACGAUUUCCCCGACCCGCCCCGGCCUCCCCCCCCCCCGCAGUUUAGUCCCCGCAUCAAGGUGGAGCGACACACCCCCGUCCAGUUCAUGUGUUGUUGCAUGAGGAAUGAGUGUGAGCGCAACAGCACUCACAGCGCCGAGGUGCGGCCCCCAUCUCGCCGCACCGUGGCCACGCCGCAGCCAUCUGAGAGGCGCCCCACCCCACAUCUUUAUAAGAUGGAGCCCCCGUCCCCCUGUGCCUCCCGGGCCAGGACGCCGCACCCUCCUCCACCCACACACUUUGCCCCGCCGCUGGCUUCGCCUCGGUCUGCCAUCUCUGGGGUGGAGGGAAGGGUGCCAGGAGUGGAGACCAGGGUGAGUAUAGGAGUCCAGACUGAGCGUGAGGUGAGGCCCCUGCCAUCCCUGGAUCCCAGCACCAGCAGCAGAAGGAUGUAUGUCCCCAACUUGAGUUUAGCACGAAGUGUGACACCACUCACCACCAUCAAGGUGGACCAGAGCACCAGCACUGAUGACCUGCCCUGGGAACCCUUCCACCCUCAGCCACCACAGCCGCUCCUGCCUGUGCACCACAACCAACAGCAACACCACCUGGAGCUGCAGCACCAACAACACCAACACCAACAGCAGCAGCAGCAGCAGCAACAACAGCAGCAACAGCAGCAGCAGCAGCAGCAGCAGAGUAAGAGUCGAGGCAAGGGGUGGUGGUGGCACAGGGCAGGUCGCCCAAGGAACCAUGUUGCCCAGUUGGCUGCAAUUUCUAAUUCUCUGAACAAUUUUGAGUGGAGCAAUGAGGCUGGUGCAGCACUGCAGCAGAUGGCAGUGCUUGGAGAGCAGGAGGGGGAGCUGCUGCGUCAUGCUGAGCUCUUAGACCAAGAGGUCCACGACUUGCUGAGAGAGAGGCGGCGUGUAACGGAGGAAUUGGCUCGCCUCCAGCAAUUGCGAGCUAGUAAGUUGAGACAGUUGGUGCAGCAGGAUGGUUCUGGUCAGGAGGGAGCAGAGGGUCCUGGCCCCCGGGGACCCACAGGAGACUCCCGUCCUCACAGGGUGAGUCAGCAAGAUUCAAGCUCUGAUGGUGGGGAGCCCAUGGAUGGUGCCAACUCCAGCAGGCAUGAUCCAGUAGAGAGCCUGGCCCAGCGGUACGGUGGGGCCGGGCGGGGCGACGCCCAUGUUCAGUCCACCACAGACAAUGCUUCUGUUGUGUCGUCCUCGCAGGAGAAGACACCCAGGGUGCGUUCCUUCAGCUUCUCUCACACCUCCUCCAAUGACUCCAGUAAUGAAUCUCAGUCAGUGAGGAGGCAGCGGUGCACCUCCACCUGCCACUCUCCCGGGCGAGGCCACAAGUCGCGGGAGUCUCAGAAUGGUCACUAUCAAGGCUCCAGUAGUCCGAGGGAAGGGUACUACCAGGUAGAGGGUGGCGUGGCACACCUGAGCCUGCGUCCUGUCGCCAACACCGACUCGGAGACAGACAAUGAUGUGGGAGCGCUGGGUGGGUCGGUGGAAAGUUCGGAGGCCAAGGCAGCCGUGUCGGAGAGCCAGAACUCCAACCGAAAUAGGAUGAGUUCCCUCUCCAGCUCUGCAGAAGGUGACACAGAGAGUGAGGCGCCACCAGACCCAGAUGAGGAUGACAGAAUAUCUAGUCUGGGUCUCAAGAUGACUUUGGAUGAGGGUGAGGCUGUAGUGGACUCCUCCCAGAGGCCAGAUGAAAAACCAGAUAAUGACUCCAAUAAUCUGGAAGACCACUCUGGAACUUGUCCACUCCCAGAGCAGAGGGAGCCAGGGCCCAGCAGAUUGCAAGACUUGCAUCUAGCACAGAAGGUGGAGGAUUCUGGCACACCUGACAAGCAAGAAGAGUCUGUGUCCUCUGUAACACUUCUCUGCACUAAAUCAGGGUCUCAAGACAGUCCCCAGAGAUCUGCAACACCUGUAUCAGCCUCAGCCAACCAAUCAUUUUCUCCCUCAUACCUCAAGUCUGAGCCACAAGACAUAUCUCACCUGACAGACAAGGAGGGAAUGAAACUAGAGAAACAGGAGACAGUGGACCCUCCCAGUAGUGAGAAGUGUGUGGAUGAUAAGAUGCUGGCCCUGAAUAGCCAUCUGUCCCUACCAUCCACAUCACAGGCAGCCUCAGACAGAGAUACCAUUAUCAGUUCUCAGAAGAAGACCUGCUUGACCUUGUCAUCGUCGGCCUCCUCUUCACCCAUGUCUUCUCCAGAGAGCCAGAAGUCAAAGAACAGCUCCAGUGAACACUGCUACAGCCUCAGGUCUCGCGGGCCCCCACACCGCAUGAGACAAGUACCCCAGAGACCCUCCAGUGACAGUCAGGAGGAAGAUAAAAAAAGAAGCGACAAACCAUCUGAGGAGCAGGCAGGGCACAGCAGGGACAAGGAAGAUGAACAGGGAGAGGACAAUGACUCUGAAGAUGGUGGUGAGGAUAAAAAGAGGAAACGUAAGAGAAAGUCCAAGAGACACAGAUUCAACAAACGCAAGAAAAAGAAACUCCACGAGAAGAUUGGAAAGCACUCUCCACGGCCAGUGACUGAAGGCAUCAACAAGGGAGGAGUCUCACCUGUGCGGGACGAGGACAGGUUCUCAGAUGAGGUGCUGGAAAGCUCUGGUGAUGAGUUGGCCUUUGUGACUCCCCCAGCUCAUGGUAGCGCUGUGCUGGACAUGAAGGUGGUGGGUGGAUACAUCAUGACGGCCUCCAGCGAUGGCACAGCCCGCUGCUACGAUCCAACAUCAGGACAGGUCAUGGCCACCUACACGGACCACACGGACCUGGUCACCUGCAUUGGGGUGGUGGGCCGGCCAAACUAUGAUUCUGACAAUACAAAGUUCCUUGUGGUGACAGGCUCAGCAGACAAGAGUGUGUGUGUUUUCAAUGGCAAGACUGGUGAGGUGCAGCAGAGGCGGGACGUCGGGGAAGGAGUGCGGUGCCUUGACAUCAGUUGGGGCCAGGUGUUCCUUGGCACAGAGGGAGGCUGUGGAGCAAGGUGGAACUUCAAGGACAAAGGAGUGACGGAAAUGGUACAGUUCUGCGGCAAGGCUGUGACCAGCAUGAAGGCCAUGACGGAGGGUGGCCGCCGCGUGCUGCUGGUGGCGGCCAAGACCACGCCACUCAUGAUUCGUGAUGCCAUGACAGGGUUGUUCCUCCGCACACUGGAACACAUCCAGAUGACAGUGUAUGCCACAGUCUCCUACAGUGGCCUGCUGUACACUGGAGGUUCCGAGAAGAUCAUUGUGUACCACGAUUUCACGUCUGGCAGUAGCCGUGGACACCUGGAGAGUGAGGCUGAUGUGUCUUGCCUCACUGUCUACAGGGACUAUCUCGUGGCCACAUGUUACGAUGGACUUGUCAGAAUAUUCUGCUUCAAGACUGGGAAGCUUCUACAUAGACUAUCAGUAGAAUCAACCAACAAGAUGUUCAUAUGUUCUGCUCUGUACAAGGACAGGCUGCUAGUGGGCAACAAGACUGGGGAAGUGGUGGAAUGUCGGAUGCCCCGAGAGCUGAAGGCCCUGCCCAGCUCUCCAUGAGACAACCCAUGGCACAGGUGGCUUGCAACCACCCCGGUGACAAGCAACUCAGGCUGGAUUCAAAUACUCGAUGCUUGGCCCUGUCCAACCAGGCUGCAGCAGGAAGAAAAUACACCUUAGGUUUAGUUGACGUGUCUUGUGAUACACGUGGGACAGUGUUGGUGCUGUCCAGCCCAGUGAUUGGAAGUGGAGGGACAGUCCUGAGGUUGGUGUCUCACCCACCAACUCAAGACUAGAUACUGAUUUCAUAAUAAGUGAUUAAGUUUCUCUCUUUGUGAGGAAUCGGUGCUCAGAAAUUCUAAUAUCUUAGAGUAUUAGGUCAAAAUAAAUUGCAUUAUUUUUAUUUUUUAUGGUAAGGAAGUGAAAUAGGUAAGUGAUGGAUAGAGAUGUGGAAGUGGCGGUUGCGGAGGCAUUAUGAGUAAUGGUGGCAGUCCGUUCCGUCGUGUAUCCCCAUGUUUGCGUAAUGUUGUCUGGCUCAAUCUUGCUCACUUUUUUGUGGAACCUGUGUGCUCCAAGUUCAAUGUCCAUCCAGUUGUCAGUAAACACUCCUACAUUAGCUAGCCAGACCCUCACAUCGCCAGUCUGCCGCCGGUGGGAACCCCAGCACCACACAAAACCUGAUCACACCCUUUGAGCCCUGCAUGGUUGCCCUCUCAGCUUUUGGCCUGAGCAAUUUAGAAGUGCAGGUGAAAGGCUGAAAGGACUCCACCAGUUUGCCCAAAACAGAGUACUACAUUCUGCUGGGUGCAGCGUGGUCCUGCAUUUUGUGUUUCAAGUUUCGGAUCCAUAAUAACUCCUGUGUAAUGGGCAGUGUCUCGUUUUUCACUUGUUAUGGACGAUGGUGAGUCUUAUGUUGACAGUUGACUCCAGUCAGUGUGGGAAAGAGUGAAGAAAACCCCUCAGUCGAUACAACUCACUACCAGAUGGUUUGAACGAGAGGAUUGAUUUUUUUUUUUUCUAAUGAUUCUCCAUUAGUGUUUGCACCACACGGUAUGACGCCUGUGGUAGCGCCGCCCUUCGGGGCAUGGACUAAUUUUGAUUCAUACUUGGAAUCCCUGUCCUAUGAUGUCUUUCAGAAGCAAAUUUGUAGAUCUCUGUUUUGUACUCUGACCUUUUUAGAUUUGUCACUUUGAACAAGAGGAAAUUGACAACCACUUAUAUUUUGUUAGGCAGGAACCGUUUUUUUGGAGUCACUAUGUGUAAACCAAUUCUCCGGUGCCCUCUCCUACCCCAUCCUCUUUUUUUGCACCUGAAGCACAAAACUCAUGUGAUAUGGAGGUGCACCCAGGAGACCCAGGAAUGCUUGGGCGCACUUCCAGGUUCUCACAACGUCUCUGUGUGAUUGAUUCGGGUCACACCUCUGGCAGCUGUAAUUACCCAGUUACAUGUCCACUCAAGUGUCAGCCUUCCAGGACUGCCUCCUUAUCGAGGCAGCAAGGAAAGGUUGGGGAGCAAGAGUGAGGCUUGCUGCCAUCACAAGCAGCUCUUGGUUAAUUGAGAAAAACAGGGGCUUAGUCAACAGCUUGAAUGCUAAGUGGCAGGCCAAGAAAAUAAACAGUAGAUUUAAAUUUAUGUUUAGAAAACUACAUCAAAGUACACUAUUUGCAGGUAUAGUAUCCAAAAUAGUUCAAACUAGAUUCUCUUAAAGGACUCUGGCACCUUUGGUAUUUGUCCAGACAACUGGCUGCUGUGGCCUGGCAGUGUAAUCCUUCAAGUGGUUGCUAAGCCUGUGCAGGCAAGGCCAGGCCCCAUCAUUGGAAAGGUCUGUAUUAGUUAAAGCAACAAGCAAAGACUUAAGGCUCAAAGCUUCCAGAGGUGCAUGUUGACAAUGAAUCUUUGCAAUAUUAGAUUUACUGAAUUUUAGUUUAGCAAGAGUACUUUAUUUUAAAGAGGUUUUUUGCAUAGUUUCUAAGGAUGCUGAGUAGCCUCCUGGUAAUUUUGUAGUGAUCUUUUUUGUGGGGGUGAGGAACGCUUGUGAGGCUGGUGCCCAGGGUGCACCUCUUGGAGCUAGUCAGGUGAAUCAAGACAGUGGCCAUGCUCUUGUUUUAUCAUUAUUUGUCUUAAGUCUGAAAGUACAUUACAUUACUUAUUUUUUCAAGGGUUUAAGAGUAAUAAGUGUUUUUUGCUCAUACAGAUCUCAAAUGUGACAAUUGUUGUGAAAUUUUAAUGUUUAUCACAUACUUGCUGUUUAUACAACAAAGUAAAUUAAAAAAAUAUAUAUAUGAAAAAGG
Messenger RNA from Portunus trituberculatus (swimming crab), 9283 nucleotides. RefSeq lists its product as uncharacterized. Lineage: Eukaryota; Metazoa; Arthropoda; Malacostraca; Decapoda; Portunidae. The record is from RefSeq and is a predicted model, not a curated record. Gene Ontology annotation, molecular function: SH3 domain binding; RNA binding. Gene Ontology annotation, cellular component: cytosol; membrane.